Molecule: messenger RNA, 4277 nt
Organism: Cyclopterus lumpus (lumpfish)
Lineage: Eukaryota; Metazoa; Chordata; Actinopteri; Perciformes; Cyclopteridae
Gene: tmem200a
Product: transmembrane protein 200A
Exons: 5
Coding region: 1012-2610 (532 amino acids)
Source: RefSeq, a predicted model, not a curated record
UGAACGCGCAUGGAGAAGUCACACCCGCCAUUGCUGCAGCUGUCGUGAAACACUUCAACACACUUUCACAAGUUGCAUUUAGUCGCUGCGGGAAUGUUGCAUUUCACCGUCUGCGCGCCCUGCACACGCGAUGACAAACGCUGGGGCACCGUGCCUUGUUUCCUUCCAUAAAACACGCGCACACAAAAGCCACACUAUAGCGCGCAUGCAAACCAGUCACCCCGAUCUCUCUCUCUUUCUCUCUCUCUCUCUCUCGCUCACACACACACACACACACACGCGCGCGCUAGCCUUGGUGAAAGCCCCUCGCAUUCCCACAAGCGCUUUGGAAGGAAUUGGAUGGAGCUGCCGCGUCUCUCUCUCUCUCUCUCUCUCUCCGGGCACAAAAACACGCGCAACUCGCCGGUUUUCCUCUGAUCGACGUUGUUCUUGAGACGCAACAACCCGCCGAGGUUUCCCCAACAAGAGUUGUGUCUUUCUUUCCUCUUCCUUCAUCGUGAAAUCAAGUUCCUGGACGCGAAUACCGGGGGAGGGGGGAAGGAAAGACUUUUUUACGCGUGACAGUCAAGACCCGCCAGGAGGGAGUUUCACGUCACGAGGCUUUUGUAGUCUUUUCCACCACUGAGAGGAGGGAUAUAUUGAAAUAUAUGUUUCCCCUCUAAGAGCGUUAACGACUUUAAACAGGCGGAGUGUUUUUUUUAAUUUUUUUUUAAGGAUUUAAGGAGCCGUCAAAAGCAGCGCCCUCAUUGUCCAGAGCGCACGUUCGGAAAUCGUGUUCCGCGCGACGUAAAGUCCACGACUCGGACGCGUGGAAAAGAACCCGCAGGGCCCGAUCGGACUGUGCCGGUCCUGCCUCCUGUCACCUGAAUGUUCUCCGGCAUGGCACAUGGGUGGAAGUAGCCUCCAGAGCGGGCGAUGGCUCUCUACUUCCCCCCAGGUUACAGCCUCAUCCCCCUCCAUGUUUGAAGGCGCAGCGGCAGUGACACGCGCGGCUCUUUGCAAAGGUUAAGUAUGACUGCGGCAGCAGGUGUGCUGACAGGCUUGGCUAAGCUCAAACGCCAAGACUCCGCCCGUUCUCAGCAUCGGUCCUCAUCGACAGCGCCGGGCCUGGGAAACGCCCCAGAAGCUGCCCCCAGGAAGCGGAAACGACGCACCGACGUUGUGGUGGUGCGCGGCAGGCUCCGCCUCAACUCCGCCUCCGGUUUUUUCCUCUUCCUGGGAUUGGUCGUCUUGGCGGUAGGGAUCGGCAUGGCGACGCUGGGUUACUGGCCGCACGGUGAAACCACGAGCUCGGCCGGACCGCCGGCCGCAGGACGAUCGAAAACAUCUGGGAAUGGAGCCGAGGUGGCCGCGAGGGACGGGGACGCGGCGAACUCCAGCACGAGUCACGACGUGCAAGGUACGCCCUCCAGGCAGACCGGUGGCGCUCUGACGCGGUUCCUGGAACAGCAUCGUCACUCGGAGAGGAUGAAGAUGUUCGGACCCUUCACCAUGGGCAUCGGGAUUUUCAUCUUCAUCUGUGCCAAUGCCAUUCUUCAUGAAAACAGAGACCGGGAAACGAAGAUUAUCCACAUGCGAGACAUGUACUCCACCGUCAUUGACAUCCACCGCCUCCGGCAGAGAGAGCAUAAGCAACACCAUCACCGCGACAGCACCUAUGCAAGAGAAGGCAGCAACUCCCUCCUGGCGUUCUCCUCCCGGGCCGGAGGCGAAGGGUCCGUAGAAGAGAAGGAGGUGCUGUUAGGCGACGAGGAGUUUCGCCGACGCGGGGGGCAGGCUCGGUUGGAUUGUAGCUUCGCGGGGCUGCUGGCGCCGCUCUACAAGGAUCACCCCUUCAGGCUGGCCCGCUCGGACUCGGUGCGCCACCAGUGGUCGGUGGACGGAGACGGGGAGAAGGGAGGGCACCACGCGCGCUCCAUUGUCUCCUCCUCCAUCUCCGCGUUCACUCUCCCCGUUAUAAAACUCAACAACUGCGUUAUCGAUGAACCGGAGAUGGAGGCGAUCACCGAGGAGGAGAGGGGAGGAGAGGGGAGGAGAGACGGGGAGAGGUCACAGCCCCUGAGCUCCAUGGAGUCUCUGGUGGUCCCUGUAGCAUCUGUCGCCAAGGCCUCCAAACCGCCGGGCUUACACCGGAGUAACUCCGCCUCCUCUUCCUCCCACUGCUCCUCCGUCUCCUCAUACUCCCUCUCCCCUGCUCCCUCCUCUACCUCAGGCUGCUGGCUCUCCCCCGGAGCGGCGAGGAGUGACUUUGGCUCCAACUCCUCCUUGCACAUGCUGGGCAGCCACUCGAAAUCCCUGGACCUGGAGCGAGGGCCGAGCGCGCUCAGCGUGCACCCGGAGCAGCGGAAGCACCCCAGCUGGCCCCGCCUCGACCGUAGCAACAGCAGCCGUAGCAACAGCGGCAUCAGGGGCAGCAGCAAAGGUUACACGCGGCUGGAGGACCGGGAAGAGCACGGGGAGCGGCUGCUGGACGCGUCGGCUGCGAGGCGCGAUUACAGCAGGCGGGAGAAGCUGCUGAUGAUCUCGAGGUCGCACAAUAAUCUGAGUUUUGAGCACGACGAGUUUAACAGCAGCGCGAUGAAGAGGGGCAGCUCCGAGACUCGCUUCUGAAGACGCUGAACUUAAGGUCCUGUUGUGUAAAUUGCUCUCCGGACUGUACGAGUGUACAGCGGCGAGGGACAACAUCAAACGGGGGUUUCAAAGACACUUUUUUGUUAGCGGCGAGGAGGAGAGUCGUCAGUAAUAGACCGUCUUGCACAGGUUCAGGGCUCAUGUCGGCUCAGAGCCCAAUGCCUACUGUAGGUCCACAAAUGCUGUAUCUGACCCUGACCUGUGACCUCUGCUACAGGGAUCAAUCAAAAAAUAAAAACACAUUACAACACACAGUCUACUUUCAACAGGAUCGGGAGUCUUUUGAAAAUUGCUUUUCUUACAAGUGUCACAAGGUUUCGUUGCGGCAGCUGCUGGUGUAACCAAGGACACCCGGGAUGGAAGCGCUUUGAGCAAGUUGUGUUCCUCCAGCGUGUGGCAGCAAGGUCCAGGCGCAACCUGAGAACAGUUUAUCGUAAAAAAAAAAGAAGAAGCGCUGAGACAGUAAAGGUAAUAUGAAUGAUAUUUGUCUGUAUGGCACCUUUGAAUUGCUUAAUAUGGACUGUGAAAACCAAACUCAUCCAAAAUCAGCUUAUAUAUCAUUUUUAGCCUGGUGUAAACGUAUGUAUAUAUAUAUAUAUAUAUAUAUAUACAUGGAAACACUGCAGCGACGAGGCUCUAGAGUCAAAAUAAUAUAGAUAUUAGUGGUAAAGUAUUUGUUUUAAAGGCUGUGUGUGUGUGUGUGUGUGUGUGUGUGUGUGUGUGUGUGUGUGUGUAUUUGAUCCUCUGAUCGUAGCGCCACAAAACCAGUUACUAUAAUGUCAAUACGCUACGGCGCAGAUAUAAUAAUAAUACAAUAACAGAGUGCAUGUUGCCCUGCAGUCACAAUAUUGCUGCCCUUUCCCGAGGACUAUAGUAAGAAGUUGUGUGUGUGUGUGUGUGUGUGUGUGUGUGUCCAAUACUGAAGACUAGAAGUAUUAACAAUGUUUAUGGCUCUGCUAAAGGCAUCCAAAGUUAUCUUCUUACUAGAAAAUGUCAUCCCUCACUUCUGAGAAUGCGUAGAUCUAGAAUAUCGGCGGUUUUACGAGAAAAUGAUGACGCUUUCGAAAUAUUCGCUCCAAUGUUUUUGGAGUUGAGAAGCUCCGCCUACAACAACAACAACAACAACAACAAACGCUGAUAGCUGUUUGUUUAAAUGUCACAACACAAACGUCUGUUAUAUAAUUAACGAGAACCUGUGGUUUUCUCGCGCCCACCGGCCGGCGACAGAGCGGCCUCUGACGUGGGAAGGGACACAACACGCUUCAUUUAAACUGAAUAAUACUCUUCAAUACUGUACAGAUAUCAUUCAUUUUGACGAGCAGUGUUUUAUACUUACUGUCUUAUGUCACAAUAAGCUGGAUAGAUUGUUUCAGGGGUGGGGGUUCUGGACCAUUAAAGUAUUUUAUAAAGUCAAAAAACAAGUUGAUAAUAUUGUAAUAGCCGAGGUGUUUUUUUAAAUUUUUGCCCAGGUGCUUUAAGAGCUUGUUUAAAAGGUUAAAGUCUGGCCGAGCAGACUGCAAAAUUAUUUUGAUUUGAACAGUUUCAUACUGCGGACGAAUGCAGUGCUGAAUACUGCAUCCGUCAGUAGUGUGUAGGAGACGGUUCACACACAGCCUGGGACUCAGCUGUCAGCUGCUGUCAGCUAC